Messenger RNA from Plenodomus lingam JN3, 714 nucleotides. RefSeq lists its product as uncharacterized. Gene Ontology annotation, molecular function: protein serine/threonine kinase activity; ATP binding. The record is from RefSeq and is a predicted model, not a curated record. Gene Ontology annotation, biological process: protein phosphorylation. Lineage: Eukaryota; Fungi; Ascomycota; Dothideomycetes; Pleosporales; Leptosphaeriaceae.
AUGCAAGAAUCUGUCAUACAAUGGCCACUUGGCCUAGACCACAACGAUCUAGCUGGCGCAGGCGUCACAGCAAUUGUCGCCUUGCAGUUUGCGAGCCAGACGUCUACUAGGCAAUACAUUGCAAGACGGAAACAAGUCCCACUUUCUCUGAGGCUUCGUUGGGUCGAACAAGUCUUUGAUGCCGUGCGAUUUGUGCAUUCAAGAGGUGUACUUCAUGCCGAUAUAUCGUGUGAUGAUGUUUUCCUUGAUGACAAUCUCAACGUGAAGCUUGGUGAUUUCGCCGGCUCACGCAUUGACGAGCUUGCACCGCUCCUCUGUUAUGAGACGAGUCACGAACUUCCUGGCGAAGAUAUUUCGACUAGGGCUGAACUCUUUGCCCUCGGUUCUACCGUUUAUGAAAUCAUGACUGGCUUGAAGCCGUACGGCGAUCUACCGGAUCAUGAAGUAUCUGCUGCUUUCUCGGAGGCUUGCUAUCCUGAUUUAAAAUCUGUCGCUGCGUUCAGGCACACGAUUAUGAAAUGUUGGAGGCAGAGUUAUGUGAGCGCGGAAGAAGCCCUUUGCGAUAUAAGAGUAGAGGUCGCUGCCAUGAAAGAGCCGCGCGGAUCCCGUUUCUGCGCUCUUCUCGGUCAUGAAACGGUUUUGGUUCCUUUUGUCCUGACCGCUGGGUUUCUGAUUGCAUUUGUGGGCUGGGUUAGGAGCUGGAGAUCAUUUUAA